AUGGCUCCCGCCUCUUUUGCCAUCGUGUCUGCGCCUUUGUCGGUAAAACUAUCAACCAAGAGCUGCUUCAGCUUUAGAGACUCAGUUCCCAGGAUCGACGCCAUCUAUGGUUGUGUACGGCAGAGCCGUCACGCGAGGCGACAUGUGCACUCAGUCAGUGGCGGGCUGGUUCCGCUCACCUCGAAAAAUCAACAUCAACAUAAAAGUCUGAUAAAGUUACCACCGAGGGCUGUCACUGUAUGGUCGAGAUUCAAGUCCGACCUGCCGGUUGAGCCAGUUCUUUAUUCGCAACUGACCAUUGGCGUUCCCAAAGAGACCCUCGCAAGUGAACGCCGCGUUGCUGUCGCACCACAAAACAUCCCUUUGCUGUUGAAGAAAGGUUUCGCCCGUGUUCUCGUCGAGCGAGGCGCUGGCAUUGAAGCUGAAUAUGCGGACGAGGUCUACGAGCAUGUUGGCGCCACUGUGGUCGACCGCGAGACCGUGUGGGCGGAAAGCAAUAUCGUGCUCAAAGUCCGUCCACCGAACCUGGAGUCGGAAGUACCCAAGAUUCGAGAGGGGACUGCCCUGAUUUCGUUCCUGCAGCCCAUGCAGAACAGACCCCUUGUUGAGGCUCUUGCUUCCCAGCGCGUGACUGCGUUUGCUAUGGACAUGAUUCCGAGAAUUUCGCGUGCUCAAGCUUUUGAUGCGUUAAGUUCCAUGGCCAAUAUCGCGGGUUACAAAGGUGUGCUUGAGGCAGCUAAUCACUAUGGUCGCUUCCUGACCGGUCAGGUCACUGCUGCGGGAAAGAUUCCUCCCUCAAAAGUCUUGGUCAUUGGAGCUGGUGUCGCUGGGUUGAGUGCCAUCACCACCGCCCGGCGGCUGGGUGCAAUCGUCCGCGGGUUUGACACUCGUUCUGCUGCUCGAGAACAAGUUCAGUCCCUAGGAGCCGACUUUCUGGAAGUAUCUGUCAAGGAAGAAGGCUCCGCAGCAGGUGGUUACAGCAAGGAAAUGUCCAAGGAGUUCAUCGAGGCGGAGAUGAAACUCUUCAUGGAACAGUGCAAGGAUGUCGACAUUGUCAUUACUACUGCGGCCAUUCCCGGAAAGCCUUCUCCUAAGUUGAUCACGGAGAAAAUGGUCAGUGCCAUGAAACCCGGCUCGGUCAUUGUCGACCUUGCAUCAGAGGGCGGCGGGAACUGCGAAGUUACUCAACCCGGCAAACUGAUUGUGCAUAACCACGUUACCAUCAUCGGCUAUACAGAUUUCCCGUCUCGUCUUCCAACACAGUCAACCAGUCUGUACUCCAACAACAUCACGAAGUUUCUGCUGGCAAUUUCCCCCAGAGAGAAUCACUUUGGCAUUGACCUGGAGGACGAAGUCGUGCGAGGCUCCAUUGUUACGCACGAUGGGAAAAUCAUUCCUCCUGCACCACGACCUGCACCACCUCCUGCACCUGCGCAGCAGCAUCACGAACAGGAAUCCAAACCUGUUGCUCUGACACCAUGGCAAAGUCAAGCCCGUAAUGUCGCAGCCGUGACUGGAGGUAUGAGUGCAGCUCUUGCUCUGGGGAAAUUAACGUCCCCAUUGUUCAUGGGUAGCGCAUUUACUGCUGGCCUAGCCGGCCUGAUUGGCUAUCGCUCGGUCUGGGGUGUGAUUCCUGCUCUUCAUUCUCCUUUGAUGAGCGUUACCAACGCCAUUUCCGGCAUUGUGGGUGUAGGUGGCUUCUUUAUCAUGGGUGGCGGCUAUUUGCCAGAAACGGUCCCACAAGUACUCGGUGCGCUGUCGGUUCUGCUUGCUUUUGUUAAUGUGUCAGGUGGGUUUGUCAUUACGAAGCGCAUGUUGGAUAUGUUCAAACGACCUACGGACCCUCCGGAGUAUCCAUGGCUGUACGCGAUUCCCGGUGUGCUAUUCGGUGGCGGGUUCAUCGCCGCAGCAAGCACAGGUAUGGCUGGACUCGUGCAGGCCGGAUAUCUGGUGAGCAGUCUGCUCUGUAUCGGAUCUAUCCAAGGACUUGCAUCGCAAGCAACCGCCCGGACUGGGAACCUGCUUGGAAUACUGGGUGUCCUCGCCGGCAUCAUUGCCUCACUCGGCGCCGUAGGGUUCUCCGGGGAAGUGAUGACACAGUUUGGCACGAUUGCAGCUAUUGGUGGUAUUGUUGGCGCCCUGAUCGGACGGCGGAUUACCCCUACCGAGCUACCUCAGACGGUUGCUGCCUUGCAUUCCGUUGUUGGUCUCGCCGCUGUCCUCACCAGCAUCGGCAGCGUACUUGCUCAUGUCUCGGAUAUCUCGUCUUUACACAUGGUGACAGCGUAUUUGGGCGUUCUCAUUGGUGGUGUAACAUUCACUGGUUCUCUUGUUGCGUUCCUCAAACUCGCAGGACGAAUGUCAUCUCGACCUACCAUCCUCCCAGGUCGCCAUCUUAUUAAUUCUGGCCUGUUGGCCGCCAACGCUGGCACUAUGGGUGCAUUCUUGACCAUGGCGCCUGGUGCGCCCGCCGUGGCUGCAGUAUGCCUGUCGGCAAACACUGCGCUCAGUUUUGCCAAGGGCUUUACCACGACCGCUGCUAUAGGAGGAGCAGAUAUGCCCGUGGUCAUUACGGUGUUGAACGCUUACUCAGGCUUCGCUCUCGUCGCGGAGGGCUUCAUGCUGGACAACCCCUUACUACUGACUGUAGGCUCGUUGAUCGGUGUCAGCGGUUCGAUCCUAUCGUACAUUAUGUGCGUCGCGAUGAAUCGUUCACUUACCAACGUCCUCUUCGGUGGCAUUGCGCCAAUCGCUCAAACGUCGCAAGAAAUCAAAGGUCAGAUCACCAAGACCACCGUGGAAGAAACGGUCGAGGCGCUCGCCAACGCCGAAUCCGUAAUCAUCGUAGUGGGUUAUGGCAUGGCCGUGGCGAAAGCCCAGUAUGCCAUUGCCGAAAUCGUCUCGCUCUUGCGCUCCAAGGGUGUCAAUGUUCGCUUCGCCAUCCAUCCCGUCGCGGGCCGAAUGCCGGGACAGUGCAACGUGCUACUGGCCGAGGCGAGCGUGCCGUACGAUAUUGUCUUGGAGAUGGAUGAGAUCAAUGACGAUUUCCCGGAGACGGACCUCACGUUGGUCAUUGGCGCGAACGACACGGUGAAUCCGAUUGCAUUGGAACCUGGAAGCCCCAUAGCCGGGAUGCCCGUGUUGCAUGCGUGGAAGAGUAAAGGGGUGGUUGUGAUGAAACGAGGCAUGAGCAGUGGAUAUGCCGACGUCCCGAACCCCAUGUUCUACAUGCCCGGCACGAGGAUGCUGUUCGGCGACGCCAAGCAGACUUGCGACGCUCUCAAGGCGGCCUUGGAGACGAGGUACAAGGCGCAAUUCCACGUCUAG
Fonsecaea nubica is the source of this 3327-nucleotide messenger RNA. RefSeq names its product NAD(P)(+) transhydrogenase (AB-specific), alpha subunit. Gene Ontology annotation, cellular component: mitochondrial inner membrane. The transcript has 8 exons. The record is from RefSeq and is a predicted model, not a curated record. Gene Ontology annotation, molecular function: NADP binding; NAD binding. Gene Ontology annotation, biological process: proton transmembrane transport; NADPH regeneration. The coding region runs from base 1 to 3327 and encodes 1108 amino acids. NCBI's taxonomy places the organism in Eukaryota, Fungi, Ascomycota, Eurotiomycetes, Chaetothyriales, Herpotrichiellaceae.